This is a messenger RNA of Closterium sp. Naga37s-1, 1881 nucleotides long. The record is from the annotation of a GenBank genome assembly. NCBI's taxonomy places the organism in Eukaryota, Viridiplantae, Streptophyta, Zygnematophyceae, Desmidiales, Closteriaceae.
AUGCCUCCGUCGAAUACGACGUUGACCGCGCGCAGUCCAAUCAGCGGCGGUGCUGCUGCCACGUGGCCAUCCUUCACGUCCCCCUCCCCAAGGCCUCCCCCGACCCCUUCUCCGCGCCCUCGCGUACCCCUUUCCCCGCGCCCAAGCGCUGGCGGAGCGGCUUCCGCCGCGGUCUCCCCCAGCAGGGGGCGCUGGCGGAAGGGGCUGCUCGUCGCGAACGGGCUCGCCGCGCUUUACGGCUCCGCUUGCGCCGUAAAUCGCGUGGCGGAAGCCGCCCCUUCUCAUCUCACUGACGUCGCCCCGCAUCUCGCGACCAUCAUGGAUCACGUGCCCUCCGAACUCGCCUCGCCGAUCCGAUUCGCCGCAGCGGCCCUCCCGUUCGCCCCAGCUGCCGUCAGUACCUUCGCAGUCGCAGCAGGUCGCGUGGGCGACGGUGUGCGACGUGCGAAAUCCGCGUCUGCCCAAGGCGCAUCACAGCCUCUGCUGGAAUCAACCGGGACAGGCGAGCCUGCUAACGAAAACGCAUCGCCGCCGCUGGAAGAAAAGAAUUCGUCGUUCAAACAUGAUUCCUCGGCGGUGGUAAUGGCGGGGCUGGAGCUAGCGGCAUACAGCUUCUUGGGGGACCUGCUCUCGCAGUUCACCAACGCCGAUACUGCCUCCACUCCGCUGCUGCUGCUGCUCUCGCUCCUCAUCCUCCCGGUGCUCCAACUCACCGACCGUCUCCACCAUGUACCGGCCAACGACUUGCCCGCGCCCAGCGACGGCAGCAGCACCCGCACCUCCCGUGCACCGCUCGUAUCCGCCCUCAUCGUAAUGCUGGCGAUCGUUGCAGCCAGCGGAGCCACCACAGGCAGCGCCGCCGCCGCAGGUCCUUCCGCCCUUUUCACCACCCUGGGUCAAUCCCUGCCCCUGUCAACCCCAUGGCCCGUGCUCGCAUGCCUGCUCUCCCUCGUGGCACUACUCCGCUGCGAGGCGCACUGCACACGCUUCAACCCUCUCUCCCUCACCGCUGUCCAGAACUCCUCCCUCGCCUCCCUCUCCCUCCUCUCCUCCCUCCUAAUCCACCUCCUCUCCUCCUCCUCAGCCUUCCCACACGGCAUCCUACCAGAAAUCCUCACCAGUGCCACACACAUGGCAGGAACCAGUGGAGUAGCGCUGCUGCCACUCAUAUACAGCGGGUUCAUGUGCUCGGGACUUGGCACAUGGAUGGAGAUGCACUGUCUGCAGGACCUACCAGCACCGGCUCUCAUGUUGAUAUUCACCUCUAUUCCCGUCUGGGGGGGGUUGCUGGCAGCACUGGCGCAGGGGGAGGUGCCAGAGGCAGGGCUGGGCGUGGCUGGGCUUGUGAUUGCUGCGGUGAAUGCCGGCGCGUGGGCACUCAUGUCACGCCAUUGCAGUUCCGUUGCUUCCGAGAUCAGCAGUAGCAGCGGCAGCGGCAGCAGCGGCACAGGCAGCAAUGUUGGUCAUGGGAGCUGUGCUGUGCAAGAGAGAAGCCCAGCUGCAGAGAGCGCGGCAGAGAAAAGCUCAGAGGAAACGGCCAAGAGUGCUGGCCCAGUCCCAGUGGAGCAGUUGAGCAACUCCCUGGUGGCAUCUCAGCUCAAGGUACCCUUUUACUCCACCAAGGCCAAGAGCCUGCUGCUCAAGCUGAAGAUUAAAGCCAAGGUGGCUGGAGCUAAGGUGCUGGGUGGGAAGCUGGGCGUGAAAGCAGCUGCUGCUGGUGCGUACAGUGCAUCCCAUGUGCUGACAUCGGCCGUGGGGAGUGGGAGCUUUGGUGCGGGUACUGCUGAUGCUGCUGCAGCUGCUGCUGCAGGCACGGUGGAUGCUCUGUCGUCGCUUAGCAGUGUGAUAGGGAUGGGGAGGGGACGUGACGGGAAGGAAUAA